Molecule: messenger RNA, 3210 nt
Organism: Closterium sp. NIES-65
Lineage: Eukaryota; Viridiplantae; Streptophyta; Zygnematophyceae; Desmidiales; Closteriaceae
Source: the annotation of a GenBank genome assembly
AUGAAGGAAGCCGAAUGCGCGCUUGACCGGAGCGACGAUGUGAAGUUUUUGAAAAACGCUAAGCCUCCCUAUCACAGCAACAUCACCUACUACUGCUCACCCAUCUACGGCCAGUUCAACUCCCUGAGAGUACUCGAGUGGGUGGUAUACCACCAGCAGGGCCACAGCCACUGUGUAAACCUGCUCUCUCUCCCCUCUUUUUGCCCUGCUCCCACCCAGCCCUCAGCCCCCUACCCCAGCAACAUCACCUACUGCUCCUCGCCCAUCUACGGCCAGUUCAACUCAACUACUUCAGAGUGCUCGACCCCUUACGCGAGUAACAUCACCUACUGCUCCUCACCUAUAUAUGGCCAAUUCAACUCUUUGAGGGUCCUCGAGUGGGUGGUAUACCACCAGCGGGGCCACGGGGUGGAUCUGUUCCACAUGUACGAUGCGGGCGGCAUGGGCGAGCCUAUAAUGCGGACGCUGGGUCCUUUUAUAAAGGCGGGGCAGAUGACUGUAACGGACGUGACUGAAGUGGACGAAUUCGAGACAUGGCUCAGAGUGUUCGAGUGGGUGGUAUACCACCAGCACGGCCACGGGGUGGAUCUGUUCCACAUGUACGAUGCAGGCGGCAUGGGCGAGCCUAUAAUGCGGACGCUGGGUCCCUUUAUAAAGGAGGGACAGAUGACUGUAACGGAUGUGACUGAAGUGGACGAAUUCGAGACGUGGUUUGGGCAGGUGAGGGGAAGUGGGCAGAUGAGAGGGAAUAGGCAGGCGAGGAGGAAGGGGCAGGUGAGAAGGAAGGGGCAGGUGAGAAGGAAAGGGCAGGUGAGAAGGAACGGGCAGGUGAGAAGGAACGGGCAGGUGAGAAGGAAAGGGCAGGUGAGAAGGAAGGGGCAGGUGAGAAGGAACGGGCAGGUGAGACGGAACGGGCAGGUGAGAAGGAACGGGCAGGUGAGACGGAACGGGCAGGUGAGACGGAACGGGCAGGUGAGAAGGAACGGGCAGGUGAGACGGAACGGGCAGGUGAGAAGGAACGGGCAGGUGAGACGGAACGGGCAGGUGAGACGGAACGGGCAGGUGAGAAGGAACGGGCAGGUGAGACGGAACGGGCAGGUGAGAAGGAACGGGCAGGUGAGACGGAACGGGCAGGUGAGACGGAACGGGCAGGUGAGAAGGAACGGGCAGGUGAGACGGAACGGGCAGGUGAGAAGGAACGGGCAGGUGAGACGGAACGGGCAGGUGAGACGGAACGGGCAGGUGAGAAGGAAUGGGCAGGUGCUAGUGGUCAACGACUGUGCCUACCGCUCUCUCUUCACCUCUCGAUGGGUGCUCUUUCUCGACCUGGACGAGUACCUCUAUGUCUCCCAGCCACUGGGCUCGUCCCUCAUCACCGCACUCACUCGCUACGAGGUCAGUCAGUGUGCUUCCUAUCAACUCGCUCGCUCGCUCUUCACCUCCCGCUGGGUCCUCUUCCUGGCCUUGGACGAGUACCUCUACGUCUCCCAACCGUUGGGCUCUUCCCUCAUCACAGCACUCGCACGCUAUGAGGUGACUCCAAUCUCCUCCCUCCGAAUCUUUGCCUCCUGCUCUCGCUGUGCCCUCUUUCUCGACUUUGACGAGUACCUCUACGCCUCGCAGCCUCUCGGAUCUUCCCUCAUCACCGCACUCAAUCGCUACGAGGUAAGUCUGAUGUGCGUCCACUUAGCGUUUGCCAUUACCUCUCGACGGGUGCUCUUCCUGGGCUUUGACGAGUACCUCUAUGUCUCACAGCCGUUUGGCUCUUCUCUCAUCACCGCACUCUCUCGCUAUGACUCGAGUACCUCUAUGGUUCUUCUCUCAUCACUGCACUCACUCGCUGUUCUUCCUUUGACUCUUACCGCUCGCUCCUGCUGGGUGCUCUUCCCUGACUUUGAUGAGUACCUCUUUGUGUCACAACCGCUAGGGUCAUACCUCAUUACUGCACUCACUCUCUAUGAGUCUUCUCUUCUGCGGCCUUUCUUCUCCUCCCUUUUCUCACUUGCUCCCUCCCUUCCCCGUGCAUACGUGUCAUUCGGCAGAAGCAGCCUACGUCUCCUUUGGCAGUCUUUACUUUUACACCGACAAGUGCUCGCACUCCAUGAACGUGUCUGCCUCAUCCCCACCCCGCUGGGAGGUGGAGAGGAUGAUAUUCCGCCAGACGGACUGCUUCUUCAAGGAGAAAAUCUGGCGCUCUCCGUCCGGAUUGUCUGCUGCCGCUGCUCAAUCUUUGUUUUCUGUGUCCUCUCGUAUCCACCCUCCCUUUCCAUGCAGCAAGCAGCCUACGUGUCAUUCGGCAGUCUCUACUUUUACACGGACAAGUGCUCGCACUCAAUGAACGUCUCUGCCUCGUCGCCCCCCCGCUGGGAGGUGGAGAGGAUGAUUUUCCGCCAGGCAGACGUGCACUGUGUGGCGCCCAAGCGUUAUGAGUCGCGCGAUAUGUGCCUGGGGUUUGAUGGGCACAGGAAGUACAUCGCUGAUCCAAGAAAGGUCAAGCUGUUCGGGGUGAGUGAGACAACAGGGUCCUGUCGGGGGUGUCUAUCUGGCAGAAGGGGUGUCUAUCUGGCAGAAGGGGUGUCUAUCUGGCAGAAGGGGUGUCUAUCUGGCAGAAGGGGUGUCUAUCUGGCAGAAGGGGUGUCUAUCUGGCAGAAGGGGUGUCUAUCUGGCAGAAGGGGUGUCUAUCUGGCAGAAGGGGUGUCUAUCUGGCAGAAGGGGUGUCUAUCUGGCAGAAGGGGUGUCUAUCUGGCAGAAGGGGUGUCUAUCUGGCAGAAGGGGUGUCUAUCUGGCAGGGAGGUGUGGGGGGUGUGUAUUUACGAGGGAGGCAGGUGGGAGGUGGAGAGGAUGAUAUUCCGCCAGGCCGACGUGCACUGUGUGGCGCCCAAGCGCUACGAGUCGAGAAACCUGUGCCUGGGCUUCGAUGGGCAUCGGAAAUACAUUGUGGAUUUAAGAAGGGUCAAGCUGUUUGGGGUGAGUCAACAGGGGUUGCUUUGGGGCUCUCUGGGAGGGAGGCGGCUGAGGACAGGUGAUUAUUUCGCCAGGCCGACGUGCACUGUGUGGCGCUCAAAUGCUACGAACCCGAGACCUGUGCCUGGAUUUCGAUGGGCAUCGCAAGUACGUGGGGCUGACCCGAGAAAGGUCAAGCUGUUUGGGAUGAGUGGGUCGACUGGGGUGGUGUUUGGGGUGCUAUAUGCGCUUGUUCUUGGGGCUUGA